GUGCCGAGAAGGGGCAGAAUUACGCAGACACGCAUCGCACACAGAGAGCACAGCCAAUCGACUAUCAGUUUUGAAUGAUUCCUUGGAAUAUUCCAGAAACCUUGCCUUGCUAGUGCUUGAAAGCCGUCAUUGAUAUCGUCAGGAAGCAAUGUUGCAUACACCACCGACCAAGGGCACGUUUGUAGCAGGGGAGUCAGCGGAGGGAUCAACUGCUGAGCCUUUCACGGAUCCCUUGCACGCCACAAGCGAAGAGUCCAUAGCCGUUGAUGAAAGCAGCGUAUCGGUGGAGCUACCUCAACAGUUGGUGCCUGAGUUGCAGCAGUUGGUGUCCCAGUUCUUGCACGAUGUCCAGCAGCCAAAGUACAACAAACCGCUCACAGCUGAACAGCUCAGCGACAUGUUCCAGGACUUCUAUCAGAUGUUCCAGUAUAGAGUGGACCUCUUUGUCAAAGGGUCCGUGUAUUACAAAAAUAGACUCAAGGAGAUUGAGAUGUUGACAGCUGAGGAGCAAGUGCAGAGGAAGAAGAUUUUACUACAAGUGCACUUGAAGAUACGGAGGUAUGUACAGCUGGGCGAAGAUGAUAUCUGCACCUCGUUGUUUGACAAGCUAUUCAACAAGUUCCCCGAGGAUGUUGAGAUAAACAACUACAUCAAGAAGAAGAUAUCCCUCAUGAAGAGGAUCAAAGAUUUGGACUACUGCAAGUUGCUGGACGUCAACAUGAAGUUGACGCCCGAGCUGGACUCUGUCUCCCAUAUAUUUAGCGAGCUUUGUCACUUGAAAACACCGUGUGAUAAGCUUGACGUUCUCCUGUCGAUCCAUGCCUCCAUCAACUCUACACUGUUGAAGCAGGUUUCCCAUGUUGAUGGCGAUUACAUAUUGCCGAUACUGAUUUACCUCAUACUGGUGAACGAGGAUGACGUUGACUUCUACUUGAACUUGAUGUACAUCAAAAGGUUCAGGAAACAUUCUCUAUUGGUUGAAGACUCGCUCUAUUGCCUCACAAACUAUGAGGCUGCGCUGAUGUAUAUCCAGUCUUUGGACCUGACUGAAGAUGAAUAUGACCUUUCAGAGAUUUCAGAAGAGGACUGCCAUUUUCUCAAGACACCACUCGUCUUGAAAUCACACCCUGACGCCAAAGUUUCCCCAACCCCAACAAGAUCUAUCGGGUAUGCACUUGAUUCAGGCAUCAAGUCCAUGAUCAACAGGUUUUCCUCCCCUUCACCAGUACAUGAACAAGUCGCUUCUACAGUAGACGAAGAGAGUUAUAACCCCUUGAAUAGAUUGGCUGCAGGUGUUAUGAAAUGGAGAAACUCAUCUGAGAAGACCCCAACAGUGACAACAUCCACUACAUCUACAAAUACCUUUACAGGACGUGUUAGAUCCAGAACAAAUUCUUUACAACAACGUGUUAGAAGUCAACUCAACUUGAACGAAACACCACUGUCAAAUCUUUCCACAACGGCGUCGAAUGCAUCGUCUGUUGACUACAGCAAAUUCAAAGGCAAGCAAUUUGAAGAUUUGACCAUCUCGCAAUUGAAGGAAAUGUACCAGGACUAUCAAACACUGGUUGCACAACAUAAAUAAGGAUUUAAACAUACACAUAGAUCUUGAAACUAGUACUCACAUCAAUAAAAGUGUAAAUAA
Messenger RNA from Williopsis jadinii, 1645 nucleotides. RefSeq names its product guanine nucleotide exchange factor MUK1 (gene MUK1). The record is from RefSeq and is a predicted model, not a curated record. Gene Ontology annotation, biological process: vesicle-mediated transport. Gene Ontology annotation, cellular component: endocytic vesicle; cytosol. Gene Ontology annotation, molecular function: small GTPase binding; guanyl-nucleotide exchange factor activity. The transcript has a single exon. NCBI's taxonomy places the organism in Eukaryota, Fungi, Ascomycota, Saccharomycetes, Phaffomycetales, Wickerhamomycetaceae. Bases 149 to 1585 code for a protein of 478 amino acids.